Gadus morhua (Atlantic cod) is the source of this 1731-nucleotide messenger RNA. RefSeq names its product protein THEM6. NCBI's taxonomy places the organism in Eukaryota, Metazoa, Chordata, Actinopteri, Gadiformes, Gadidae. Bases 95 to 703 code for a protein of 202 amino acids. The record is from RefSeq and is a predicted model, not a curated record. The transcript has 3 exons.
UCUCCCGGAAGUAGGAAGCUUUCUCUAUCUACCGGCUUCUUCAUUUUGACAGCGCAUCCCAUGGUAGCACUUUUUUUUUCCGAAGACAUAAGACAUGUUCCUGCUGUUGGUGGGUGCUCUCCUGCUGCUCUUCUGCACAGUAGAUGUUUGGUACUUCCUGCGAGGGGCCCAAGUUUUUUUCCAGGCAUGGUUUCAACCCCGAAUAGGGGAUAUUAUGGCCGAACAAAGUGUGGAUGGUCAGGUCCUGCCCCACGACCUGGACUACAUGGGCCACAUGAAUAACUCUCGCUACCUGAGGGAGUGUGACUUUGCCAGGUUCCACCAUUACAUGCGAAAUGGGCUGUUCAUGGCCUCACACAGGCUGGGGGCGCGGAUGGUGGUGGGGGCCUCCACUAUCCGUUAUCGGCGCUCGUUGGCGUUCCGCGAGCCCUUUGAGAUCCGGACCAAAGUCAUUGGCUGGGAUGAGAAGGCCUUUUAUUUGGAACAGCGCUUUGUGUCUAAGAGGGACGGCUUCAUCUCAGCGGUCAUGCUCUGCAGGCAGAACGUGGUGCGCUGCAGCCCCGAGCAAAUCAUAGAGUUUGUGUGCAAAAGAAAGAUCACAUGUCCAGAGUUUCCUGAGGACCUCAAACACUGGCUAGACUACAUCUCAGCCAGCAGCCAGGCUCUCAGAGCAGAGAGCGGCCUGGAGAAGAAAGACGAGUGAGUCUCGUCCCGAGGACAGGAAGCCUCAUUCCCAGCAUAUUGUUUGCACACUGACGUGAAUACGCACAUGCAAUGAAACAUUCUCAUUCUAGGAAAGUAUGUAGUUAAGUUGCUAUAUAUAUAAUUCAUUUGUUUUUUCACCCAGUGAUGUAUGAUCCUUUUUAAUUUUAAUUUAUUCCAUAUUAUUAAAUGACUGUCUUGACUGAGUAUUGAAGAAGGCCAAAAGUAAAGCCUUCCUUAAGGAACCAAAAGUAUAAGGAAUGCAAGAAUGAUUGCAGAAAACAGGGGAUGUUUAGCAAUUUGUAUCAUCAUGGCUUUAGAUACGCAUGUGGAACCUUAGAUAUCAAUGACAUCAAUGCAUGUUUUCAUACAAAGGGAAUGAUUUAUUUGUGCCUGUUUCCCACGAGUAGCGGAAGAUUUCCAAAUUUACGAUAACCAUUCAUACUAGGAAAAAAAGUCUUAUUUUUUUCAAAUAUUGGGGUGUGAUCUGAUACUUGAAGUACCUAAUAUGUUUAUAUAGACACUUUCCUUUUACAGUUUGCACAGGUUAUCCCACGGUGAAAGACUGCAAUUUGUGAGUUAUCUUGAGGGAUUGUUUAAUAGAUUAGGUUUAAGAUGAAUACACAAAAGGGUAUUUAAGCACAGGUUGUGUGAAGGAGCUUGACUAUCAAUCAGCUGGAUCUGUCGAUGCAUAAAACUGGAACACGUUAAGAUGUUAUAUUAUUGCAUAUUUUACAUUACUCAAAUGACAAAUUUAUACAAUCUCGAGCCUGACUACUUUUUUUGUGACCAAAAUAAUGUAUCAUUCCUCAUGAGAGAAUCAUCUGUAUUUCUAUCCCAUAUUAUAUGUAUGUUUGUCUUAUCUGUUCAUAUUCAUGAGUUUACUGAGUGCAGCUUGUUUAAAUUCUGAGAGGGGGAAUGUGGAAAUAAUUGUAUUUUUGAUUGUUAUUUAUUGAUAAAUUAUUCAGAGAUCCAAAUAUAGGAUUAUACGGUGUAUGCUCAUUAUUAAAAUGCCUUUUAAAUGCUUUA